CACCAUUCUACAACUUGCUGCCGAGGCUGUCUGUUCGUCCUUCACCCCUCUUCUGUCCCUUCCUUUUAUCACCCAGUCACUCCUUUUUUCUUGCCUUUUGAUUUAAAUCGACGUGCACACACUUUCUUUAACUUUGAUAGCAACCAAUCCGGAUUACAUCCUCGAAGGAUCCCCCACCAUAAAAUAGAAUCGGGUAGUGAUUUUUUACUUUUAUUUUUCUCUCUAGAAAGCGAUAGCCUUUGUCAGUAUGAUCUUUGUACGUUUGUCAAAUAUUGCCCUUGCGCUGCUUGCGGUAUUGCAGCUUAGCUCUGCCCAGCCUCACGGAGGGCGUCAUGGCAGAAGGUUUGCAACUCCUGAUGAGGUUGGCACUACCCCUACGACUUCUAGCACAAAGUCCAAGGGAGGGAUUGUCUAUUCUCCCUACAAUGCCGAUGGCACCUGCAAGGACGAGGCCACCUUUCUCUCUGAUACUGAGAAGCUUCGGGACUUCUCCUACCUCCGUCUCUACGGUAUCGACUGCAACCAGGUUCCCAAUGGUAUCGCUGCGGCAAAGAAGUAUGAUUUUCAGCUCUUCCUUGGUAUCCACAACGUUCCCGAUUGCGAAAAUGAGAUCGGGAAACUUAUCACCAUGGUUGCAAACAACUGGGCACUUGUUCACACUGUUUCUGUUGGCAAUGAAGUUGUCAAUUCCGGUCAGAUGAGUGCUGAAAGUGUCGUAGCUAAAGUUAAGAUCGCCCGUUCUCUUUUGGGAGCCGCUGGGUACACUGGAUCGGUUGUUACUGUCGACACUUUCGUUGCCAUCAUGGCCAAUCCUGUUCUCUGCGAAGCUUCUGACUAUGUUGCUGCCAACUGCCACCCCUUUUUCGACGGAAAGGUUGACGCUUCCGCCGCUGGUGACUUCUUGAAGACUCAGUCCGAGAAUGUUAAGAAAGCCUGUGGUGGAAAGAAGGUCUUGAUCACUGAAACCGGCUGGCCUCAUGAGGGCAGUCCUAACGGCGCUGCUGUUCCUUCCGUCGACAACCAAGGUGUUGCCCUUUCCUCCAUUAAGAACGCCAUGGGGCUUGAUGUGUGUUACUUCACUGCUUUCGACGAUAACUGGAAGACGGAUACUCCAGCUACUUUCAAUGCCGAGAAGCAUUGGGGUAUCCAAAAUCUCGGCUUCUAA
Tuber melanosporum (Perigord truffle) is the source of this 1165-nucleotide messenger RNA. RefSeq lists its product as uncharacterized. Lineage: Eukaryota; Fungi; Ascomycota; Pezizomycetes; Pezizales; Tuberaceae. Bases 248 to 1165 code for a protein of 305 amino acids. The transcript is spliced from 4 exons. Gene Ontology annotation, biological process: cell wall organization; carbohydrate metabolic process. The record is from RefSeq and is a predicted model, not a curated record. Gene Ontology annotation, molecular function: 1,3-beta-glucanosyltransferase activity; glucan endo-1,3-beta-D-glucosidase activity. Gene Ontology annotation, cellular component: fungal-type cell wall; extracellular region; cell surface.